Molecule: messenger RNA, 2763 nt
Organism: Caretta caretta (loggerhead turtle)
Lineage: Eukaryota; Metazoa; Chordata; Testudines; Cheloniidae
Gene: ARAF
Product: A-Raf proto-oncogene, serine/threonine kinase
Biological process (GO): protein phosphorylation; MAPK cascade
Cellular component (GO): mitochondrion; cytosol
Molecular function (GO): MAP kinase kinase kinase activity; ATP binding
Source: RefSeq, a predicted model, not a curated record
CACGCCCAUUUGGUACUUUCAUUCAAGAUGGUGGCUGAUUCCUUGUGACAGGCCCUGCCCGCCCCCCCGUGGCUUCCCCCAUGCGGCGCUGCUCGGACUCCGCCUGCCCUGUCUCCAAUGGCCUGCACAUGGGGGGCCCGGUGCCCGUGGAGCCCCCCCGGGGCCCGGCCCCGGACGAGAGCCCCGCAGCCGAGCCGGGCCCGGCCGCGGGCAGCGGCACCGUCAAGGUCUAUCUGCCCAACCAGCAGCGCACCGUGGUCAACGUGCGGCCAGGAGCCACCGUCUACGACGCCCUAGACAAAGCGCUGAAGGUGCGAGGGCUGAACCAGGACUGCUGCGCGGUGUAUCGGUGCCCAGGCGGGACGAAGCUGCUGACCGAGUGGGACACGGACAUCACCCCGCUGGAGGGGCAGGUUCUCUACGUGGAGGUGUUGGACGAAGUGCCCCUCACCAUGCACCACUUUGUCCGUAAGACGUUUUUCAGCCUGGCCUUCUGCGACUUCUGCCUUAAGUUCCUGUUCCACGGCUUCCGCUGCCAGACGUGCGGCUACAAAUUCCAUCAGCAGUGCAGCAGCCGCGUGCCCACCAUCUGCGUGGACCUGGGCGUGGCCCACUGCCCGAUUUACAGUCAUGGCCCGUACCCCGACGUGCCGGGGCAGGAUUCCCCCUCGGCCCGGCCCGGCCUGGCCCCCCUAACGCCGCAACCCACCAGCUCCCACCAGCAGUGUCUUGGCCCCGACGCCUUCAGCUUCCCGGACCCCCCCGGCGGGGGGCAGCCCCUCCAGCGCCACCGCUCCACCUCCACCCCCAAUGUGCACAUGGUGAGCACGGCCGACCCCGGGGACGCCGCUGCCCAGCAGAUCGCAGCCAUGAGCUUCAUCACAGACGAUGGGGGGGAAGUGUCUCCCCCAGGUCCCAGCCCCGCCCAGGACCCCCCCGGGCGCCGCGGGGCCCCUUCCAAGUCUCCCCCGCAGCCCCCCAAGGAGCGGAAGGGGUCGGCAUCGUCGGCCGAGGACAAGAAGAAGGUGAAGGCCCUGGGCUACCGGGACUCGGGCUACCAGUGGGAGGUGCCCCCGCACGAGGUGAUCCUACUGCGCCGGGUGGGAGCCGGGUCCUUCGGCACCGUCUACCAGGGCCAAUGGCACGGCCAUGUCGCCGUCAAAAUCCUCAAGGUGACGCAGCCCACGGCCCAGCAGGUGCAGGCCUUCAAGAACGAGAUGCAGGUACUCAGGCGGACGCGUCACGUCAACGUGCUCCUGUUCAUGGGGUUCAUGACACGGCCGAGUUUCGCCAUCAUCACCCAGUGGUGCGAGGGCAGCAGCCUCUACCGGCACCUGCAUGUGUGCGAGACCCGGCUCGACGCCCCCGCCCGCACCGAGGUGGCGCGCCAGACGGCCCAGGGCAUGGAUUAUCUUCAUGCCAAGAACAUCAUCCACCGGGACCUGAAAUCCAACAACAUCUUCCUGCACGAGGGGCUGACGGUGAAAAUCGGCGACUUCGGUCUGGCCACGGUGAAGACGCACUGGAGUGGGGCCCGCCGGGUCGAGCAGCCCCGGGGCUCCGUGCUCUGGAUGGCCCCCGAGGUGAUCCGCAUGCAGGACAGCCGCCCCUACAGCUUCCAGUCCGACGUCUACGCCUACGGGGUGGUUCUGUACGAGCUGAGCACGGGGAGCCUCCCCUACGGGCACGUCCGCAGCCGCGACCAGAUCCUGUUCAUGGUGGGCCGGGGGUACCUGUCCCCUGACAUGAGCCGGGUGCCGAGCACCUGCCCCAAGGCCCUGAAGAGACUCAUGACGAACUGCCUGAAAUUCAACCGAGAGGAGAGACCUCUCUUCCCCCAGAUCCUGGCCACGGUGGAGCAGCUGCAACGGCUCCUCCCCAAGCUGGAGCGAAGCAUGUCCGAACCCUCCCUGCACCGCACCUCCCACCCCGACCCUGGCGGCUCCUCCCCCCCCGUCGCCCCUGCCCCCCUCGCCUAGCCCGGACAGACGGACUGCCCCGUGCCAGGGUGGGCGGAUGACCCCCCACCCCCGGCGCCAGGAGCUGCCCGCUGCUCUGAGCCUCCCCCAGCCUGGGGGGGGGGCUACGGGACCCAGGCAUCCGGGAGCAACUAUGGGAGAGGGGGGCAAGCACACCAAGGGGCUGGGGAGCUUAUAUGGAGAUCAAUGUGUGAACCCCCACCCUGUCAUCCCCCCCGGGCAGUUCGCUCUUCCCUGCUGCCCCGCCCCAGAGGUGGCUGCAGCCCGGCAUCCCCGGCCAGUGUUCUAUGGGGCCGUUCCCGGCUGCCCCGCCCCAGAGGUGGGUGCAUUAACGGCAACCCCAGCCGGCGUUCUAUGGGGCCGUUCCUGGCUGCCCUGCCCCAGAGGUGGCUGCAUUAGCGGCAACCCUAGCCGGCGUUCUAUGGGGCCGAUCCCUGCUGCCCCGCCCCAGAGGUGGCUGCAUCCCGGCAUCCCCGGCCGGUGUUCUAUGGGGCCGUUCCCGGCUGCCCCGCCCCAGAGGUGGGUGCAUUAACGGCAACCCCAGCCGGCGUUCUAUGGGGCCGUUCCUGGCUGCCCCGCCCCAGAGGUGGCUGCAUUAGCAGCAACCCUAGCCGGCGUUCUAUGGGGCUGAUCCCUGCUGCCCCACCCCAGAGGUGAGUGCAUUAAUGGCAACCCUGGCCGGCGUUCUAUGGGGCCAUUCCCGGCUGCCCCGCCCCAGAGGUGGCUGCAUUAACGGCGACCCACGGGCUGUUAAAUCUCGAUUUUAAUAUAUCGGUCUCUGGUU